Molecule: messenger RNA, 636 nt
Organism: Entamoeba invadens IP1
Lineage: Eukaryota; Evosea; Mastigamoebida; Endamoebidae
Exons: 1
Coding region: 1-636 (211 amino acids)
Biological process (GO): signal transduction
Source: RefSeq, a predicted model, not a curated record
AUGUUACUAAUUCUUGUUUACUUCUUAUCUAUGACAAAGGCGACUUAUUAUGGCACAGAAUCCAAUAAGGAAGAUGCCUCCAUAUAUGCCUGUCUCCGAGCAAAUGGGAUGUCUGAUUUUGUCAUUUUGGAUGUAUUUACAUAUAACAACCAAAUCAACAAAAACUUUUAUAAAUGUGCCGCCAACGCUUACGCAGCAGGCUACACCAAAUCACAGUUCGAUCUAUUUUUUCAUCUUGGCCCACUGAUAGGCACUUUUGAUGAUUGUGUUAAUCAGAUGAAUGACAUCAUCAAUACUAACAACGUUGAGUUUAAUAUCACGUGGCUUGAUAUUGACGGAGUUGGGUGGUAUAAUCUUCCAGACAUGAACGACGACUGCCUCAAACACGAGCUUGACUUGUUAUUUAAAUACUACCCUAAAGUCGGUGUCGCAGUAAACAAAGAGUUUUGGGAAAAAACUUUUACAAGCAAUUUAACAUACAGCAGAUCAAAUGAUAUUUUACUGUGGAAUGUCGCAUACUCUGUAAAACCAUUCCAAAAGUUCGGAUGGUGGACAGAACCUGACAUGGUUUAUAACACGGGUAAUCAUAUAUGUAGGUAUUAUCAGCACGUAUACGCAAGAAAUAGAAUUCUUUAA